AUGGGAGGAAAAGAGUUUCAUAAUAUUUCAGCAAGUGAAUACAACCAAAUGACUUUAAAAGCUUUGGAGAAGCUGAAGGACCUUUACCGCGACAUUGCGCAGGUACCUAUACCACAAAAUGCUCGCUUACGACGUCACGGGAAAUAUUUUGAAAUUUCUUCAAUUUGGACGAGUCAUGCAGUGGAGUUAAAGAAAACAGUGAAAAUGCAGCGUUCAAGUUUGAUCGUGCAAAAAACCAAUGAACCGAUCAUGUAUGAGCUCGUUUCGACAACAUCGCUACCACUCACUGUCAUAGAAGAAGAACUAAUAGCUUUUUCCCAGAGCGAUUCAAGAUGCGCUACGCUUAUUACUUUACCUGAUGGUAAGGAAAAGAAACAAUACAUUAAGGUAUUCGACCAGAAGGAGCAUAUUGAAAUUUGCUUCAUUGAUGUAACAUCACCAAAAAAACAUGGUCUGAUUUAUAGUGAUGAAGAAUUCGGCGGUUUGAAAUGGUCGAAUGGCGAGGGUCAUUUAUUAUAUGCAGCCGAAAAGUUUGUCAAGAAAAAAGAAUACUACGAUGUCGAAUUGGAUUGGACUAACGAAGAAAAGUUUCUCGAUUCUAAUGUUGGCGAUAAGUAUGAACUUAUUGAAAACUGGGGCGAACAGCGAUACAAAAUUCGGGAACCAGUGCUAUCUGUAUUUGAUGUUAUGAGUGGCAGUAUCACUGUACUGGAUCAAAUACCUGACAGUAUUACUCCUACUUUUUAUUUUUGGGGCCCAAACGAUGAAGGAAUCGUAUUUUUUGGGAUUCGGAGUACUCCUGUCAAAUUGGGAAAGAUAUACUGCAAUAACAGGGAAGGAACAUUAUUCUAUUACGAGUUGGGUUCAGCAAAAUUAAUUCUAUUAAGUAAUAAAAAUGUCUCAAUCGAGGGAUUGUCAUUUUCUCCAGAUAAAUCUAAAUUGAUUUAUUUUCAACGCCAAUCUGGAGGACCUCAUUACGCAUCAGUUUCCUGUCAAUUGAUUGACUGGAAUAAAAGCAAACAACAACUAUUAGUUCCAAUCGUCACUGCAGUCGUCGAUCGUGAACAAUUUCCUGGGCUGUAUGCCGUGCAAUUAAUCGAUAGACCGUGGUCUAGUGAUAAUAAACGAGUAUUUGUUUCAACAGUGUGGGGUUCUAAAAGAGAAAUUGUAACUAUCAACACGGAAACAGGAAAAUUGGAGAAAGUUACGAAUAACGGCGUUUUCCAUGGAAGUUGGACGGUACUUGAUGUAAAUGAAGAUUGUUUGGUAGCGGCUUGUAGCGCGCCAAAUCGUCCUCCAACUAUCCUUGUUGGUCAUAUUCCAAAAGUUAAUUCGGGACAGAUGAUUAUAUGGACCAGACUUGAUAAUAGCUCAGCUGUUGAAGUUCGCUUGAAAUUACUCGGUUUUUCAUGGCAAUUGAUGAAUUUCGACAGAGGAGUUCGAGGUUCAUAUGAAGGUCUGCUUUAUAUUCCAAAUGAAACCAAUAUUGUUCCACUAGUUGUGUUACCUCAUGGUGGACCACAUAGCGUCACAAUUGCUUGUUGGCCAAAGUGUGAGAUUCUGUUAUUGUUGAAUUCCGGUUAUGCAUUGCUUUUCGUAAAUUAUCAUGGAUCGCUUGGAUUUGGUAAUGACUUUGUGAAUUCACUCCCCGGUAAUUGUGGUGAUUUGGACGUCAAAGAUGUUCAUUUUGCUGUUCAAAGAGUGUUAGACAUGGAAUCAAGGUUAGAUCGUUCGCGAGUUUCAGUAUAUGGUGGUUCACAUGGUGGUUUUAUUGUCAGCCAUCUGAUUGGACAAUUUCCUGACUUCUACAAAGUGUGCAUUGCUCGAAAUCCUGUUUUAAAUAUUGCAGCAAUGUACGAUUUGUCGGACAUUCCGGAUUGGUCAGUAGUCGAGGCUCUCGGGCGGAACGUAAAUGAUUGGCAAAGGAUAUUGACAGCAGAAGACCGUGAGAAAAUGUACCAGAGUUCGCCGAUUGCUCAUGUUGAAAAGAUUGUUACACCGUACUUACUUUUGAUUGGUGAAAAAGAUUUACGUGUUGUAAAUCAUUAUCGAGCUUUCAUUCGUAAUCUAAAUGCACGCGGAAUUCCUAAUAAAAUUCUGUCGUAUCCAGAGGCGUGCCAUUCCCUGGAAGAAGUUGACGUGGAGGCAGAUUGCGCAAUCAACACCGUUCGUUGGCUCGAUAAGUAUCUCCAUCAGUGA
This is a messenger RNA of Cercopithifilaria johnstoni, 2199 nucleotides long. The record is from the annotation of a GenBank genome assembly. Lineage: Eukaryota; Metazoa; Nematoda; Chromadorea; Rhabditida; Onchocercidae.